AUGGGAGUAGCUGUUUUAAAUCCACAAGACUGUCUGAAACAACCUUUCCCCCACAUGAAAUAUCCUCGUAACCAUACCACCGCAUGCCCCAACAGGCAGAAAAAACCGGUUCCAAACCGAACACGCCGAAGCCCUCCGCGUAACCAAACCACCAGAUCUCCUCCUAAAGCGCCGCCUCCUCCCCCUUCGGUUAAGAAGAGUCCCGUCGUUGGUCAGGUUAGGAUCCUGAAGCGCGGCGAGGAGAUUCCAAAUAAGACAGCGGAAUUGGUUGUCGAAAAGACAGAUCUGGUGUCCACGCAACGCAUCGGACCAGAUCCGUGUCUGAUUCCGAGUCAGAUCCGUCUCUCCGACCGUAAAUCGAAGAAAGUUCCGUUUUACGCCGGACCUGUGACCAUGACCUCGCCGCCUCCGAGCGACGUCCCUCUUCCGGCGUUCUUCACCACGAAGAAGAGCGUCUCUUUGUUCCAAGCCGCUGAUGCCACGAGCGAUCUCAUCAGGAUGUUAGGUCUAAACAUCGCGUGA
Molecule: messenger RNA, 522 nt
Organism: Eruca vesicaria subsp. sativa (arugula)
Lineage: Eukaryota; Viridiplantae; Streptophyta; Magnoliopsida; Brassicales; Brassicaceae
Source: the annotation of a GenBank genome assembly